GAUCCCCAGACACGCCUGGUGCCAUCAGACUCUCUAAGCAGAAAGGUGUUGGCACCUGGUCCCCAAGUGGAGCAUCCUCUAAUGUUGACCUUCUGACAUCCCUUGCUGCUCGCCCAGAAGAAGUGUCUCAGAGACGAGCAUCCUUCUAAACCGUGUGGCAGAUUUGGCAAGCGAAACAGCUUGGAGGCGUCUCCCUUCUGCCCUUGGGCGUGACUCCUCUCAGUGUGGGUGGGCGCUAUGCGGAUCACAGAUACUGGCCUUUGCCUCCUCUUCCUCCUCCUUUGGAUGGCCGCAGAUGCGACAGCAAGGCGGCCUUGCAUCCCGAAGUUCGUCGGCCCCGAUGCCAUGGUCUGCGUCUGUAAUGCAACUUACUGCGACACACUGGACCCCCUCGUCCUCCCACCGAAGGGCUCGUUUCUAAAGUACGUGAGCAGCAAGGUUGGCCAGCGCCUAGAGCGCAGUGAAGGGAAGUUCUGGCCCAACCGCAGAAGCUCAGGGCUCCUGUAUACAUACAACCCCUUUGUUCACUACCAGCAAAUUAAAGGUUUUGGUGGGUCCCACACAGAUGCCGCUGCAAUGAACAUCAUGCAGUUAUCUCCAGCGGCCCAAGAUCAACUGCUCCGGGCUUACUUCUCUGAAGAAGGGAUUGAGUACAACCUUUUGCGCUGGCCCAUUGCGUGUUCUGACUUCUCCACGCAUCCGUACACUUACGACGACGACUGCCUGUAUGACUACCAGCUAAAGUGUUUCAGCCUUGCACAGGAGGACCUCAAACUCCGAAUCCCUCUCCUUCACCGCAUCACGGCCUUAUCUAAGCGGCCCCUCUCCCUAAUUGCCAGCCCGUGGACUGCCCCCGCUUGGCUGAGGACCAAUAACGACGUGAUAGGCAAAGCAAAACUGAAGGGAGAAGCAGGAGACAGAUACCACAAAACGUGGGCCCUCUAUUUCAUCAGGUUCCUAGACGAAUAUGCCAGACACAACAUCACCUUCUGGGCCAUCACGGCUCAGAAUGAGCCAGUCUUUUCCGUCUGCAUCUCCCAGGAGAACUUUCCCACCACCAGAUUCUCCCCCGAAGAGCAGCGCGACUUCAUCAUCAAGGAUCUGGGCCCUGCGUUGGCUGCCAGCAGUCACAAAAAUGUCCGGCUCAUCACCCUCGACGACCUGCGGAUCAACCUGCCCAACUGGGCCAAAGUGGUCAUUGGAAACAGCACUGCUGCCCAGUAUGUGGCAGGUAUCGGAAUCCACUGGUACCUGGACUCUGUUGUCCCUUCGGGCCCGACUCUGGAGGCCACCCACUUCCUCUACCCCAAUUUCUUUAUUAUCUACACGGAAUCUUGUAACGGUUUCCGGUCUUGGGAGCCCAAAGUUGACCUGGGCAGUUGGGAAAGGGGUGUCCGAUACAGCCGGAACAUUGUGACGAACCUGAACAGCUACGUCACGGGUUGGAUCGACUGGAACUUGGCUCUGGAUAUGAAUGGGGGACCCAACUGGGUGGAAAACUUUGUGGACAGCCCAAUCAUCGUGAAUCCCCUAAAAGAUGAGUUCUACAAGCAGCCAAUGUUCUACCACUUAGCCCAUUUCAGUAAGUUUGUCCCAGAAGGUUCCAUCCGAGUAGACCUGACUUGCAAUAGCCUACUUGGCCAAUGUCAGUUGUCCAUUGUAGGUUUCCUACGCCCAGAUGGUGUCGCCGUGGUGGUUGCGCAUAAUGAGCAUUCCUGGGACGUGCCUUUCAGUAUCUCAGAUGACCAGAUUGGCUGCAUUGAAGCUGUCGCUCGAGCCGAAUCCAUCCAAACCUUCUUGUGGAAGAGGUUUUGUGCCUGAAUCAGAGGGAGAGUCCGUUGCACGUGCGGGAAAGGGAGGUACCAUCUCCCCAGGGCAGAGAGGGUGACCUGGAUGCAUGGAAACACCAUGCACAACCCCAGACUCAUGGAUAGAGCCUAAGUGCUGGGACAAAGUGGGCGUGUCUGGAAAGGAGACAAUCCUGGAGCCAGUAGAACAGAGUCAAGGAGGCGCCUACCCUACCCAGAGAUUCCUCCACACCAAAAAAAAGAGACACUCAUCAACCCUCUUCUCUUCCUCGCUAAGACUGUAAUCAAACCCUUAUUUA
This is a messenger RNA of Rhineura floridana, 2107 nucleotides long. RefSeq names its product lysosomal acid glucosylceramidase-like. NCBI's taxonomy places the organism in Eukaryota, Metazoa, Chordata, Lepidosauria, Squamata, Rhineuridae. The coding region runs from base 238 to 1821 and encodes 527 amino acids. Gene Ontology annotation, molecular function: glucosylceramidase activity. The record is from RefSeq and is a predicted model, not a curated record. Gene Ontology annotation, biological process: glucosylceramide catabolic process. The transcript is spliced from 11 exons.